Messenger RNA from Penaeus chinensis, 571 nucleotides. RefSeq lists its product as uncharacterized. Lineage: Eukaryota; Metazoa; Arthropoda; Malacostraca; Decapoda; Penaeidae. Bases 199 to 501 code for a protein of 100 amino acids. The transcript is spliced from 3 exons. The record is from RefSeq and is a predicted model, not a curated record. Gene Ontology annotation, biological process: ribosome biogenesis.
UAUUCUCCCUCACAACCAACACAUGUAUUUCAUAGUAAACACAAACGGACGGGAAUUAAGGAUAAGAAGAAAAAUAGGUCUAAAACCCCUAUUAAAGAAGGAAGAAGAAGUAGAUAAGAAAAAAAAAGGAGAUUUGAGAGGAAAAAAAUAUAGUUGAAAACCCUGAGAAAGAAGAACGGAGUUACUGUUGAUACCGUCAUGGGGAAAAACAGGUUACAUACAAAGCAGCCAAUCAAAUCGGGCAACCCCAUCUACAAGAGAGCGGGAGCACUUCCAGGCAAAGCCAAAGCAAAAACGAAGCCAGUCAAAACGAACCUCCGCGAAUUAAAGAUAAAGAACGAAGAAGCCAUAAAGUCGUUGGACAAGAAAGUGGACUCCUUCCGCCAAGCUGUGAGCGACAGCCAAAAGAAGCCUAAGGAGGAACGGCCACCAAGACCCACAGCAGAAGACCCACCAGAAGUGAAUAUGGAAGAAGCAGCCGAGGAAUUGUCAAAAUUGUGACGGGAAAUUAGUCAGCUGUUUAUUUUCCUCAUAAGUCGCCCUAAGAUACAGAAUAUAUCAUAGGAGUUAU